Messenger RNA from Dibothriocephalus latus, 225 nucleotides. NCBI's taxonomy places the organism in Eukaryota, Metazoa, Platyhelminthes, Cestoda, Diphyllobothriidea, Diphyllobothriidae. The record is from the annotation of a GenBank genome assembly.
AUGGCCGCAUGGAACGUCUUCAAUCUCAUUCUGGGUGUCGGCAUCAUGGGUCUACCCUACGCUUGCGCCGGCGCCGGAUGGUACUCCAUUCCGAUGAUUAUUGUGAUUGGUGCUGUCUGCUGCUAUGCCGGUCAACUGGUGGGCGAAUGUCUCUACAGUCACCGACCCAAGGCUGGUGACCAGAUUAAGGAGACCUUGAACGAGUCCGAGUUCGACGUCCGAUGA